UGGUGCCGCCGCUGGAUGCGCCGGGCGGUCGCUCUGAUCGAUGCGCUCCGCGUCGCUUCCCUGCCCCAUAGCGCCAUUUUGGCCGCCGGGGCCGGAGGGAGCGAGCCGGCUGCGGGAAGUGGUGCGGAGCGAGAGCCGCCCAGGUCUCGCUACGGCUACCUGGAGAAGAUGACAGAUCUGGUGGCUGUAUGGGAGGUUGCUUUAAGUGAUGGUGUUCACAAGAUUGAAUUUGAACAUGGAACUACAUCAGGAAAACGUGUUGUAUAUGUAGAUGGAAAGGAAGAAAUAAGAAAAGAGUGGAUGUUUAAACUAGUGGGUAAAGAAACAUUUACAGUUGGAGCAGCCAAAACAAAGGCUACCAUUAACAUCGAUGCAGUCAGUGGUUUUGCAUAUGAGUAUACCUUGGAGAUCAAUGGGAAAAGCCUCAAGAAGUACAUGGAGAACCGGUCAAAAACAACAAAUACUUGGGUAUUAAGCUUGGAUGGUGUGGAUUGUAGAGUUGUGUUAGAGAAGGACACUAUGGAUGUCUGGUGCAAUGGUAAAAAAAUGGAAACAGCGGGUGAAUUUGUAGAAGAUGGAACAGAAACUCACUUCAGUGUUGGUGAUCAUGACUGUUGCAUUAAGGCUGUCAGUAGUGGAAAACGAAGGGAAGGAAUCAUUCAUACUCUUAUUGUAGAUGACAGAGAAAUUCCAGAGGUUUUGGAAUAGCCUGGAGUUAAUCUGUUAUAGAAAUAAAGAUCAGGGAUUUAUUACUGUGGUAAUUAAUGAUGAUAAUAUGUACUUCCAGGUACAUUUAGUUUGUGCUUUUUAUUUUCUGGUUACUGUAUAUGAAAUUAUAAUAAUCUUUUUGAGGACCAGAUGAAAAUAUCCAAUUAUGUACAGCCUCAGAUAUUACCAGUUCUUUUGUAAACUAUAUAAAUAUAUAACACUAAGUAUAAGGAGGGGAAGGUGGACUUAUGUAGGAAUUGUUUACAAGGAAAUCUUUGUUACAAUAAUAAAAUGCAAAAUAAAUAAGCAGUGUACUAUUGAAUUUUAAGAAGUUUUUGAACUUGAUGUGGUUUUCUUUUCAUGUUCUGCAUUCAGCUGCUCUGCACAAUUUUUGCAAUAGUACACCCAGCCCUGAGCUGUUUUUUAUUGAUAAAUGUUUCUUGUAACAUACUAAUGUCACUUUAAAAUUCCUAUGGUUGCAGUUAAGACAAUAAAUAGCUAUGUAAUUGCUAAAGUUAAUAAAACAAAAUAUUGAAAAUUUAGAUAUUCCAUACUUACAGCAACUAUACUAAUAUAUACAACUCUUAUUAAGACUAAGGGGGGAGAGAAAUUACAAAAAAAAGGGAAUGGACAAUCUCACUAGUUUGUCUAACAUCUGUACAUUAAAACUGUUGUAAUGAUUAAAUAGCUUCUGCAUUCCAAGUAACUAUUUACAUUUAAAAAUUCACUGUGGUGCCAAGACACUUUUUAAAUGAAAUAUUUUGAUGAAAACUGACAGUAAUAUGAAAGCUCCUACCAAUCCAGCAUUUAGCUAAACAAAACUUAAACCUAUACUGCAGUGUGAACAAGGGAAUACAUGAAAAAUCAAUGGAAAUGAAAGGGGGGAUCUGUUGGCCAAGUGCAAAAGCUAAAUCAGGAGUGGAAUGUUCGUGUUUUCAAGCUUAUAGGAUGGUAUUAACUGUUAAUUUUAACAAAAUAUAAAAAGAAAUUAUUUGAAAGUGCGCCUAGAGUACAUUAAAGAAGUGCUAACUCACAUAGUAUGUACUGGAGUCCUUUUGUGAGACACAAUAGCUUUAUAAAGCAUUGACAUCUUUAUGCUUUAGGUUUCAGACUAGUGUGUCUAAUGCAUUGCUAUAGUUAUGAUUGGGAUGGCUUUUGUUCCAUACCCUGUUUUGUUGUAUUAAACUGUAACAAAAAUUAAAA
Molecule: messenger RNA, 1911 nt
Organism: Chelonoidis abingdonii (Abingdon island giant tortoise)
Lineage: Eukaryota; Metazoa; Chordata; Testudines; Testudinidae
Gene: FAIM
Product: Fas apoptotic inhibitory molecule
Biological process (GO): negative regulation of extrinsic apoptotic signaling pathway via death domain receptors
Source: RefSeq, a predicted model, not a curated record